This is a messenger RNA of Drosophila montana, 454 nucleotides long. Its product is annotated as ATPase inhibitor A, mitochondrial. Gene Ontology annotation, cellular component: mitochondrion. The transcript is spliced from 3 exons. Gene Ontology annotation, biological process: negative regulation of ATP-dependent activity. Gene Ontology annotation, molecular function: ATPase inhibitor activity. The record is from RefSeq and is a predicted model, not a curated record. Lineage: Eukaryota; Metazoa; Arthropoda; Insecta; Diptera; Drosophilidae. The coding region runs from base 92 to 349 and encodes 85 amino acids.
ACCUUGAAAUAAAGAGCAUUAUUCAUCACCUGCCGUCGUAUAUAUAUUUCUUAAAUAAUAUACUAUAUAGUCUGCCGCUAUAUAAAUCAAUAUGUUUACAUUGCGCCGUCUCAGUCAGCGCCUGUAUCCAAAGCAAAUUCAGCACUCGAAAAUGUCACAAAUAGGAGAACUGGGCAGCGGUGCCGGCAAAGGAGGAGGCGGCGGCGGCGCCAUACGCGAGGCCGGCGGCUCCUUUGGCAAAAUGGAGGCGGCGCGCGAGGAGGAGUUCUUCCACAAACAGCAAAAGGAACAGCUUAAGAAUCUGAAGACUAAAACAGACGCGAAGGCGCCGGGUGUAGCCAAGAAAUGAUUUUAAUUGCUCGAAUUUCUAGUUUUUAGUAUGGUUUCAUAAUUUAUUAAGGGGACAUUUUUCGAAUAAAUUGGCAUACACUGUGUGUAUGCAUUUGGCAAGUUA